AUGGAUUCAGCCACGGCGGCGUCGGUGUACGGCAUGAGAUUCCCCGUCACCGCGCGCUCGCGGGAUGACCCGCGGCUCCUGGGAUGGAGGAUGGUUGAUGGCAAAAGCCAGGCGCUGCAGCAGCGACACCUGGCCGAACUGGAGGCGGAGGGCAGGAAGAUGAAGGAUCAACCGAAGGAGGACACGCCGGGAUCGGGGAUGCUGGUGGCCAUUGCGCACUUUGAUGCGUUGCAAGCUUCAGCAAAGAAGCCUGCGGUAAUCAAGGCGGAGGUGUUGCCACUUUCUGAAGUGAUUGCCGAGGCAGGACAGGGGCAGGGUCAGGAUGGGCCAGGCCUUUCUCUCCGCGAUCGGCUGCUGCGGCAGGCAGCCGGGAAGGUGUUGGGCUGCUGGUGUGACCUGCAGUUGAGGGCUGCCACGGCGGCGUCGGUGUACGGCAUGAGAUUCCCCGUCACCGCACGCUCGCGGGAUGACCCGCGGCUCCUGGGAUGGAGGAUGGUUGAUGGCAAAAGCCAGGCGCUGCAGCAGCGACACCUGGCCGAACUGGAGGCGGAGGGCAGGAAGAUGAAGGAUCAACCGAAGGAGGACACGCCGGGAUCGGGGAUGCUGGCGGCCAUUGCGCACUUUGAUGCGUUGCAAGCAGCAAAGAAACCUGUGAUCAAGGCGGAGGUGGCGGAAUUUGAAGCGUCACCUGGGGCUGAAGUUGCCGAGGUGGUGGAAUUUGAAGCCGCGCCGCUGUCUGAAGUGAUUGCCGAGGCAGGACAGGGGCAGGGUCAGGAUGGGCCAGGCCUUUCUCUCCGCGAUCGGCUGCUGCGGCAGGCAGCAGCCGGGAAGGUGUUGGGCUGCUGGUGUGACCUGCAGUUGAGGGCUGGCACCUUGGCUCAGCUGCUGAUUGUUGACAUCGCUCCUUCCGCUUUCGCUGUGGCCAUGGAUUCAGCCACGGCGGCGUCGGUGUACGGCAUGAGAUUCCCCGUCACCGCGCGCUCGCGGGAUGACCCGCGGCUCCUGGGAUGGAGGAUGGUUGAUGGCAAAAGCCAGGCGCUGCAGCAGCGACACCUGGCCGAACUGGAGGCGGAGGGCAGGAAGAUGAAGGAUCAACCGAAGGAGGACACGCCGGGAUCGGGGAUGCUGGCGGCCAUUGCGCACUUUGAUGCGUUGCAAGCUUCAGCAAAGAAGCCUGCGGUAAUCAAGGCGGAGGCGGGGAGAGAGUGGAUUUGA
Messenger RNA from Cladocopium goreaui, 1215 nucleotides. NCBI's taxonomy places the organism in Eukaryota, Dinophyceae, Suessiales, Symbiodiniaceae. The record is from the annotation of a GenBank genome assembly.